CAUGACUACACACACUCAAUGGGCGGCAGCCCAAGAACAUAACCCGCUUCUUGUUUUCAAGUCAUUAGUAGAUCAAACGCUAAAUCCCUAGCAACUCAAAAACCGAACAAUCGUCCAAUUAAGUCCACGAUCACGAUCACGAUCACGAUCACGAUCACACACAGAUAGAUAUAUACGUAUAUAUACGCCAUAUCUAUAUAGCUUUGUGAGUGAUUUUUAGUUGCUGAGGAGAGAGAAAUGGGGCAAUUGACUGGCGUGAGUGACGGUAAAGGUAAAAGAGGAGGAGGCGGCAAAAAGGAAGAACAAGAACACGAACAAGAGGGCAUGUCUGUUCAUUCACCUUGCAAACCUCCACCUUCCUCUGCUUCUUCUCUCCGCUCGGAGCAAUCACAGGUUGAAUUGGAGCUCAGACUGUUGGAAGCUCUGGAAAUCUAUCCACCCGCCAAAUUACAAGGCAUGCAUCGUCACUUUGUCCUUUAUGGUCUAUCUGAGUAUCUUCGGAGGAGCUUUAAUAGGCACUUCUCUUCUGAUGAUGUUUUGCAGUUGCUGGAUCGUUUCUACAACCUGGAAAUGCUGAAGCCAGAUGAUGAUGAGAACGAAAUCCUGAAUCAGGAGGAAGAGUUUUGCUUGCCACAAAGUUACUUCAUGAAGGAAGAAUCUUGACUUGCAUAGUUUUGAAGUGUAUUGAACAUAUUUUUUGUAUGUUGAUAUAUAUGGUUGCCAUGGUUAUCUUCAUCUUUCUUUGACAUUUUUAUAGU
This is a messenger RNA of Ilex paraguariensis (yerba mate), 758 nucleotides long. NCBI's taxonomy places the organism in Eukaryota, Viridiplantae, Streptophyta, Magnoliopsida, Aquifoliales, Aquifoliaceae. The record is from the annotation of a GenBank genome assembly.